This is a messenger RNA of Closterium sp. Naga37s-1, 969 nucleotides long. The record is from the annotation of a GenBank genome assembly. Lineage: Eukaryota; Viridiplantae; Streptophyta; Zygnematophyceae; Desmidiales; Closteriaceae.
AUGACACUUGCUGCUCCCCCCUCUACCCCUUUCCCCUCUCCUGCUUCCCCCUCUUCUGCUUCCCCCUCGCUUGCUGCUGCUGCCGGCACGCCCGUGCUCACAGCAGCGCCACUGCUUCCCCCACAGCCAGCCCCGGCCAAACCAUCAUCCUCAUCAUUGCUGACAUCAUUCUCCCCUUCCACCACGUCUUGCUUUCCUGCGCCUUCCAUCUCUCCCAUUUUCCCCUUGCCUUUCCCAAUGUCUUGCUUUCCAGGGCCUACCAUAUCCUCUGCCUCUGCCUCCCCUCGCUUCGUUUCUUCCACACGCUUUGCCCACUUCACCUCCAGCUGCAUCAGCCCCAUCACUCUCGCUUCCCUUUUCCGCACAGCCGUCUGUCUGCUCGGUUGCAGAGUCGACGGAGCCUUUCAUGCCUUCCACCGUCACCAGCCCACCCUUCCCAGUAGACGUGACGCUGCUGCUGCUGUCACCGCUGCUGCUGCCACUAGUACUGCCCGUGGAGGGCAGCUCGUGACACGCGGAACGGCACAAGGGGCAGGAUACCUCGUGCGCGCUGGGCAGCAUGGAUUUCGACAGCGGAGUUCGCGGGAUGAUGAAGCAGAAGGAGCAUUCGCGAGAGUGAUGGGGCUGAUGGGACAGGAGGUGAAGCGGGUGGCAAGCGUGAAGAAGAAACGAAGGGAGGGGAGGCAGGCAGAGGCAGAUGAUGUGGUAGGCGAGGAAGACGUUGCGAAGAGCGAGGGGAGAGCGGGAGAGAUGGAAGGUGCAGGAAAGGAAGACUUGGUGGCAACUGCGAGUGAAGGUGGCGACGAUGAAGACAGUGGAUUGACCGGGGCUGGCAGUGGGGGAAGCAGUGCUGUUGCUGCGAGCACUGGCGUGCCGGCCGCAGCAGCAAGCGAGGAAGAAGCAGUGAAUGGGAAGCAGCAAGUGGCGUGCAGGUGGCAGCAGGAUCAGGUGCGACAGUCACCCCAGUAG